This is a messenger RNA of Linum trigynum, 1041 nucleotides long. Lineage: Eukaryota; Viridiplantae; Streptophyta; Magnoliopsida; Malpighiales; Linaceae. The record is from the annotation of a GenBank genome assembly.
AUGCCGCAACCAGCUGGUGGACGUUUGGGAGAUGCCACCAUCGUCCGCGUUUCCCGACUCCUCAAAUUGCCAACCGCCGUAACACCUAACGCUCUCACGGCCCGUACGGCACAUGGAUUGGCCAUCAAGGUAGGCGCUUUGGGCCACUUGCCCAUCGUCACUUCCCUUCUCACACUCUACUCCAAAGUUGCAUAUUUUGGUGCAUCUCUGGCUUUGUUCGAUGAGGUUAACGAGAAAGAUGUGAUCCUCUGGAAUGCAAUGAUCACAGCUUCCAUUGGAAAUUGUUGUUUUUCGCACGCCAUGGAACUUUUGAUGAAGAUGAUUGAGGUAGGACAUGGUUUUGAUUCCACUACCCUGUUGCUUGUUGUUUCUUCCAUCUCCUACUUGAAGAACUUGAGCUCCGGAAUGAAUAUUCAUGGUUUGAGCAUCAAGUCUGGGAUGCUCUCGGAUCCCAAUUUGUGCAAUUCUAUAGUGGACAUGUAUGCAAAAUGUGGGGAUGUCAGCUCCUCGGAGUGUUUGUUCCGGGAGAUGAAAUAUCGAGAUGUAGUUUCUUGGAAUUCCUUGAUGACUGGAUUUCUGCGUAAUGGCUAUCCAGAGAUGACUUUGCGGUACCUCAGAGAGAUGGCUCAUUUUGGUGAAGUAGCAGAUGAUACAACUCUGUCAUGUGCCAUAUCAGCAUCUGCUUCUCUAGGCUGGAAGAGUUACGGAGAAGCUAUCCAUGCAUUGGGGUUAAAGUUAGGUUAUGACCAUGUAUGGCAUAUCUCAGUAGCUAAUUCUUUGAUUUCACUCUAUUCCCAAGCUGCAGAUACUGGGGCUGCUGAGGCUGUGUUCUCGGAAAUGCGUUCUAAAGAUAUUGUGUCAUGGAACACUCUGAUUGACGGGUUUGGUUCAAAUGGAAUGGUUUGGGAAGCAUUUUAUCGAUUCCACGAAAUGCAGUUGUCAGAGGCUGUUCACCCUGACUUGGUGACUAUUGCUUCUUUGAUUUCAGUCUGUGCCAAAUCAUUGCUAUUAAUAGAAGGUCGAACACUUCAUGAUAUGUGA